AAGCCGUAGCCAUUAUGGCUCAAGCCCCGCCUGCCGCGGGCGCCGCUUGAUGGUGGACGAAAGCAAGGGAUACUACCUGGCCUGCCUGCGCGCCAGGAGCGUGUCCCUGCUGCAGUUCCCGCAGUCGCUGAGCGUGUUAGGUGGCCGGGCGCACUUGGACAACUUUGACGCCACAGCUGGCAAUCUGUGGACCUUCAAGCCAGUGGGCAGCAAGGCGUUGGCACGGCGGGACGCUGGGCGGCUGCGUGGCACGUCGGACGGUGCAGAGUCGAAGCGGUACGUGCUGUCUUGCACCAACGUCGAUGAAGACUCCAAGGUGGCGUCCUACCUCGGCCCGAACUUAUCCAUAGUGCAAUCGCUUGAAAAGGCGCAAACAUGGACCUGCACCGUGAUGUCAGAGGACAGGAGACGGCGCGCCCCGGUCGUAGACGGCGAGGCCUUGUUACAGAUCCGGACCUUCUCGGCCGAGGGCCCGACCUUGGUGCUCUGCGCGCACGAGCAUCAGGGCACCGUGCGACUCGUGGAAGCUGACGCGGUGGCGGAGGGAACCACUGGCGGAUUUCUGAGCGACGUCUGGGAGGCUACGCCCGACAGCGACCCGAACCCGGACGUGCUGCAGGAGCUGCUUGAGAUUGGGACGUGACGGCGACUGCAAAGCUGUAUCCCCCCACCUCAUGUAAGCGACAAGCCUAGGAAUCCAUCUAGCAUCUAGAACUCGACUUGUCCCUCCCAUCUUACAACCUGCAAACCUACAGCGCCCUCCGCAGCGUCGCAUGUAGUAGCGGCACGUGCCGCUGCAUGCGAAGUUUCGGCCGCCGUCAGUUGCAUGCGAUUGUAUAUUGCAGGAUGGUUCGUAUAGGGUUCUUGAUUUGCCUGCUGACACCAUCGUUUCACACCCUGGCGAAUGCCGCCGUAUGGUGGGACAUGUUGGCGGUGCUUCCCCGAGGCAAGCAAAAAAAUCAAGCAGUGGCGAAGCGUCC
Messenger RNA from Prorocentrum cordatum, 980 nucleotides. NCBI's taxonomy places the organism in Eukaryota, Dinophyceae, Prorocentrales, Prorocentraceae. The record is from the annotation of a GenBank genome assembly.